AUGGAAGAUGCCAUGAAGCCUGUUCAAACAAGCAUUUUUAAGAGAUCAGUCAAAUUAGGCAGAGGUGGUGGAGGAAGCAUGAGAUACCGUGGUGUUCGUCGUCGUCCUUGGGGCCGAUAUGCAGCGGAGAUUAGAGACCCUCAGACCAAAGAAAGGAAGUGGCUAGGCACUUUUGGCACAGCUGAGGAAGCAGCUUGUGCCUAUGAUUGUGCGGCUAGAAGUAUGCGUGGUGUUAAAGCAAGAACUAAUUUUCUUUACCCUCCUCUUACUCAUGAUUUUCUAAAUGUCUACACUUGUACCAAAACACAUAAUCAGUUUUCCCUUGAGUCAAGUCUACCAAAAUCAUCGAAUAUGUUUGUAUUUCAUGAAAUUGAUGUCAACAUAUCGUCCAAGUCUUCAAACAUUAAUAAUUUGAACAAUAACCCUUGUGACGAACAACUACUUCCUCUCACGGGUUAUCAUGAGAUAUCAACUACUGUCGAUUCGGGCAUGGAAUAUUUCUUUCCCAUUUUGCCUUGUGAUAAUUCUGGCUUUCUGGAACAGGCCUUAAAUGGAUUCUUCCCAAAGCCAUUGCAAGAAAACAAGAGCAAUGUUGGUCAUGACAUCAAACUUUCUAAUUGCCCGGAGGAUUUACUUAAUUCUACUUCUGAAUCAUCAUCCGAGCCAAUUCAUCAACAAAUCUCUGGACCCAUGACUUUUCAUUACCCGGACCUUCUAAAUAUUUUAGCAGCCAACAUGAAAAAUUCGUCAACAAUAUUGCUUUAA
Molecule: messenger RNA, 765 nt
Organism: Solanum stenotomum
Lineage: Eukaryota; Viridiplantae; Streptophyta; Magnoliopsida; Solanales; Solanaceae
Product: ethylene-responsive transcription factor ESR2-like
Exons: 1
Coding region: 1-765 (254 amino acids)
Biological process (GO): regulation of DNA-templated transcription
Molecular function (GO): DNA binding; DNA-binding transcription factor activity
Source: RefSeq, a predicted model, not a curated record